This is a messenger RNA of Hymenoscyphus albidus, 673 nucleotides long. The record is from the annotation of a GenBank genome assembly. Lineage: Eukaryota; Fungi; Ascomycota; Leotiomycetes; Helotiales; Helotiaceae.
AUGCGUUUUCAAGCUGUCGCACCACUAUUCCUUCUCAUGGUUCUUGCUCAUGGCAAAUUACCAAUCAUGGAAGGCGGUAAUGAAGUGUUCUGUAAAGAAGGUGAUUGUUUCUUAUCGCCCCUAACGACUCUGGCACUAGAAGUGAGGGUAGAGUAUGAUGUUCCCUCAUUCAGUGUCACAACCUACGUACCAAUUUCACUUGAUAGUGAAUCACUAUCACGCCGCGCACCGCAACGUAAGGUGCAAACCUCUACCUUUGUACUUUAGGCUCUGAUGACUAUUUGUAGCUCCAAUCUCUUUCGAGGACAUUACUCCAAGAAGUAUCACUAUGAUCGUUACCGACCAUUUUUUCGAAUAUGAUGGAACACCUGUUGCAAACAACGAUCGAAGAGUUCUAAAUGUGCUGGAGCGCCAUGUUGCAUCGCCCGACGAGAACCUUGGGUCGUUCAUGCAGCAAGCCUUGUAUUGCGUUCUGGACACGACUGACACACUUGAAGGAAGAAAAUCUGGUAUAGAAAGACGAACUGCAUUUGGCGAGCCGAUGUGCCAGCCUAACUUUCGAGGUGCGCCCUUGGUGCUUAAUCCCAAGGACACGUCUCUUGACGGGAUUGUGUGCCAGAUUAUUGUGGGCGGUGGGUGCGUUGAUGGGUUCCCAGUGGAGUUAAAAGAGUGA